Messenger RNA from Papilio xuthus (Asian swallowtail), 1907 nucleotides. RefSeq names its product Tubulin-binding cofactor C (gene TBCC). Gene Ontology annotation, cellular component: cytoplasm. NCBI's taxonomy places the organism in Eukaryota, Metazoa, Arthropoda, Insecta, Lepidoptera, Papilionidae. Gene Ontology annotation, biological process: post-chaperonin tubulin folding pathway; tubulin complex assembly. The record is from RefSeq and is a predicted model, not a curated record. Gene Ontology annotation, molecular function: tubulin binding. The transcript is spliced from 3 exons. Bases 387 to 1382 code for a protein of 331 amino acids.
UGCUUAUAAAAAAGCCGAAACCGGCUUACAAAAGAUUCAUUGGCUAUACUCUUGGGACUGUUUUUGUUGCUGAAACUAUUGGAAUUGCAGUAUCGUACGGUUUAUACUUCAAGUUGAAUACCGAUAGAGAUUUCCGUCUGUAUAUGCACAAAAAUUACAACUUUGUCUUGGAAGGAUAUUACAGUCUUGGGGAAUACAUUGGUGGUCACAAGACUCGUGAGUUAGAUCAAAAAGUUUGGUCAAGCGAGGGCAAGAUUUAACUCGUUUGAUGAGGGCUCUAAGCACACUGAUACAAGAAAAUUCUCCCGUGACACAGUAGCAGUACUUAAAGAAGCUGCUAAACAAGAUUCUGAAUUAAAUAAAAAGAUUGAAGAAUUGUUGAAGAAAUGAGUGAUAGAAAUUCUGUACUAGAGCGGCUGAGUAGGAGAGAUGCACAACGCUUAGAAAAACUACAAAAAGCACAUAAGGCAAGGGAGGAAGUUGACGCUUCUAAUGAAAAUGAAGACUUCUUCUCUGGAGCUUUUAAAAUCAGAUCCGAGUACAUCGAACAGUUGUUAUCUCAAAUACCAACUUUGGAAACUUCAGUAUUAACUGCCCACUUUGAUAACAUCAAAAGAGAAGUCAAUGAAUUGCAAAAAUAUGUUGUCACAUCCUCAUUCUUCCUUAAAGAGUUCAACAUGCGCAAAUACUUAGGCAUUGUACAGAAUUUACAGUCAAAAUGUUACGAAUUAGAAGACCAAUAUGUCCCUCGGAAAAAAUUUGGCUUCACAAGAAAGAAAAUUCCUAAAUCAGACAAUCAGAAACACAAUUUGGAUGAGCAUGACGGUGUUGACAAGAUUGACAGCAAUAAAUGGGAUGAUAAGCUAUUUGGUUUCGAUUCUUUAGAAGGAAAGGUACUGCUACUAGAAAAUGACGUGUUAUUUCAGAGAGAUGUGACAAUGAGAAAUUUAAAAAAUUGUACAAUUGGUUUGAAAGGUGUUAUGGGUACGUUGCAUUUGACUAAUUUGGACAACUGCAUUGUUCUAUCUGGCCCCGUUACUUCUUCAGUAUUUAUAGAGAAGUGUACAAAUUGUAAAAUAGUUACAGCUUGUCAACAAUUACGUAUGCAUACAUCAACCAAGUGUGAUAUUUAUCUUCAUGUAACAAGCAAAGGUAUUGUCGAAGAUUGUAUGGAGAUUAGAACAGCGCCAUAUAAUUUACGAUAUGAAGAUUUAGAGAAGCACUUUAAUAUGUCAUCGUUGGAUAAAAAUAAUAAUAAUUGGGACAAUUUGGAUGAUUUUAAUUGGCUUGCUCCGGAUGUACCAUCACCAAAUUGGUCAAUUCUGGAUGUGAAGAGUCGUGUUAAUGAUUGGAGUGAGUGGUGGUCCAAGAUUCCAUUAUAAUGGGUACAAAAACUGAUAAUAAUAAAAUCAUUUACUCAAUUUGAUAAGUGGUAUAAAUAGUGCAUUAAUUGAAGAUGUAACUCCUACUAACUGGUGCUUUAAAGUUUUGCGUUUCUUUUGCUCUUUACAUAUAUUAUAAAUGUUAACCUCAAAUUUCAAAAAAAGAAAUUCACACAAAAUUAUCAGAAAAAAAGACAAUUUUUGGCUCUAGCAGUAAUAAAAGAUUUACUAUAAAGAUUUAAUCAUCUUUUUUCUAUACAUUUUGUUUUUAAUUUCAAUCAAAUAGAUUUAUGUUUCUAAAUCGGACUUAUUUGUAUCAUUGCUUUAUAGUUUAAUUGCAUUUCUACAUAAAAUUGGCUAAAAUAAUAUUUACUAAUAACCUACUUGUCAUUAAGACUUAGUUAUAAAAAAGUUAAAACAUAAAAAGGUAAUGCUGUCAAUUUUUAUGGCACCCAGUAAUUUAACGAUAAAGACGAUUAAAACUAUAAUUUCACAUAAAAAUGUAGUAGAUUAGUUACAUUUAAU